This is a messenger RNA of Drosophila eugracilis, 1629 nucleotides long. RefSeq names its product O-phosphoseryl-tRNA(Sec) selenium transferase. The coding region runs from base 102 to 1511 and encodes 469 amino acids. Gene Ontology annotation, biological process: conversion of seryl-tRNAsec to selenocys-tRNAsec; selenocysteine incorporation. The transcript has 4 exons. Lineage: Eukaryota; Metazoa; Arthropoda; Insecta; Diptera; Drosophilidae. Gene Ontology annotation, molecular function: tRNA binding; O-phosphoseryl-tRNA(Sec) selenium transferase activity. The record is from RefSeq and is a predicted model, not a curated record.
AUCGACAAUCUGGCAACGCCAAUUAAACUUGAUUAUAAUGAAACAUUUUGGCGCACACGAAUAUUUCUUUGUUUACGUUAAAUUUUCAGCUCUUAAAUGAAAUGAACUUCGAUCAUAUAAAUAUACCAGCAAAGCUAGUGCCGGAAAAUUAUUUUAAGCUAGGUGUGGCGGCACAAAGAGGAAAGCAGCGCAGUUUUAAAGCGCUUCUCGAAAAGCGCAAGCUUCCGGAAAAGGGAUGGCCCGAUGGGCAGAUUGAGGAGCUGGUGAAUCAGCUGGCAUCAUUGGACAGCAAUAACUUUCCUCAUAAGGUCGGACUCGGAGAAAGAGAGGCGCGAAUUGCAUGCAAUCUCGUGGCCCGCAGGAACUAUAACUUUGGUCACGGAAUCGGGCGCUCUGGAGAUUUACUAGAGGCGCAACCCAAAGCAGCUGGUUCGACUCUGCUCGGCCAUCUCACAAAUGCUCUUCUACUGGAUCUUCUGCGGGGAAUCGGACUGCCAAGUUGUGCCGCUUGCUUUCUGGUGCCGAUGUGCACCGGAAUGACCAUAUCCCUGUGCCUUCAGACCCUUCGCAAGCAACGAACCGCAUCGAAAUAUGUGCUCUGGUCCCGCAUAGACCAAAAGUCCUGCUUUAAGGCCAUCACAGCGGCAGGCUUGGAACCAGUUAUUAUUCCUUGUAAGGUUAUCGGAGAGUCCCUGCACACCGACAUCAAUGCAUUUCAGGAGAAGGUUGAGUCAUUGGGAGCAGAGAGCAUCCUCUGCCUGUACACCACUACCAGUUGCUUUGCCCCCCGAAACAGUGAUGACAUUGUGGAGGUAUCUAAACUGUCACAGAAGUGGCAAAUUCCUCACCUGGUCAAUAAUGCCUACGGACUGCAGGCGGAAGACAUUAUUUGCCAGUUAGAGCGGUCUAAUAAAGUCGGGCGCAUCGAUUUCUUUGUUCAAAGUAGCGACAAAAAUCUUCUGGUGCCAGUGGGUGGUGCUAUUGUGGCUAGCUUUAAUGAGAGUCGGCUGCACGAUGUGGCCAGCACCUAUGCGGGAAGAGCCAGUGCAUCGCAGUCCCUGGACGUAUUGAUGACUUUGCUUUCACUUGGUCGAAUCGGCUUUCAAUCCCUCAUUCAGCAUCGCAAAAAUAACUUUGAUUACCUCAGAGAAAACCUUAAGAAAUUUGCAGAACGACGCGGAGAAAUUGUGAUAGAUAGCAAGUACAACUCCAUAUCUUUGGCAAUAACGCUUGGUACAAUUGCUGCUGAUCAGAAGGAUGGCAUCACCCAGCUUGGAUCUAUGCUGCACAUGCGAGGUGUUUCGGGAGCAAGAGUAGUGAUCCCUGGGCAAACCAAAUACAUUGAUGGACAUGAAUUUUUAGAUUUUGGCUCCCACUGUAGCGAUUUGAAAGUUCCAUAUCUAACUGUGGCCUCUGCCUUGGGAAUAUCUCGAGAGGAGAUCGACAAAUUUUUUGAUAUAUUUAGCAAGUGCUGGAACAAAAUAAAUCUCAAUAAACGAAAGAAUAAUUAAUCUUUCAAUGUCAACCGACUAAAUAAUGAUCCGUUUAAAAAAAAUGCAUGUAUUUAAACAAAUACACUAUGUAUAAUAUUGGUUCAAAACUAAAUAAAAACUAUUACGGAACCUAAAA